Messenger RNA from Mobula hypostoma (lesser devil ray), 921 nucleotides. RefSeq lists its product as uncharacterized. Bases 11 to 847 code for a protein of 278 amino acids. The record is from RefSeq and is a predicted model, not a curated record. The transcript has 10 exons. Lineage: Eukaryota; Metazoa; Chordata; Chondrichthyes; Myliobatiformes; Myliobatidae.
AAAAGUCUUAAUGAAAAUACAAGAAUUACAAAUUAAAAGAGAAGUUGUUAUUCAACUUAUUCAGGGAGUGCAAGACCUAAAAAAUCAGAAAGACCCGCUAUUCUUUAUUAAGGACUUCAAAUCUACUUACGAAAGGAUUUUGAACAACAACACCGAAGUAGAAACAAUAAAGGUAAUCUGGAAAAUGCUUGAGGAAACUACAAUAAUGACCAUUAAACAGGAAACGAAGCGAAUUUUUGAGAUGAUAAGCAAACUAAUUUUGGACCAUCACGCCCAGCCACAUGGUGAAGUAACAGAAGAAAUGAACGAUCAAAAUGGGGAAGAUAAUUUAUCAGAUUAUCUGAAACCCACAGCAAGUGAAGAUGUCCGAAGAUUUCAGCAUACGUUUUCAUUUUGCAAAGAUAUGCCAGUCCCAUUACUACUGGAGAAGCCAGUUAAAUCAAACGUCAAAGUAACAUCCAGAGGAGAUCAGGAAGCAUUGUGGUCCCCUGAACUGCAACUGGCCGCCUCGGAACAGGCUGUUGUGACACACCUGGCGGAGGAAACAGUUCUCAGACCAUCUGCAAGGCUACGUUUCCAGGAUCUGCUGUUUUUAGCUCCAAAUGCUAUGUCACAGGAGGUAAUGGAGGAGACAUGUCAAUUUGAUGACUACUAUGAAGAGGAUUAUUUAACAGAACACAUGAAAAGUGAAGACAAUGAAUCCAAUGCCUCCAUUCCAGAGAACUUUAUGUAUUAUACAGGGUUUGAAGAGGAAGGCGGUGAAAUGUCUUACGUGAUGGAAAAUUCACAGGAUGACGAGUACCUGAAUGUUUUGUAUAUGAGAAGGCGAAGAGAUAAAGUUACUUGAAAAUCUGUAUAGUAAAGAUAAAACCAACCAUGAAAAGCAGAAAAAAAAAUUAAUUCCUACAAAUGAACCAAAUU